AUGACGCAUGCAGUCGUUUCUGAAAUGGAGUAUAUGGUGCCAGAACUGAGCUACUACAAAUCUCGGGCGAUAUUCAAGCAGGAGGAGAUCCAGGCCAUUGUCAGAAAAAGAAAAAGCUUCGAGGAGAUGCUGGCGACUAACCCCAGAUUCACUAUAUUUCUGCUGUACAUUGAGUACGAGGUGAUGCUGCAACGGAUCUAUGCGAAAAGGGCGAAAAAAGUCCACAGCAAGCGAGACUACAUCAAGUCCCGGAUAGACAGUCUUUACAAGCGGGCGCAGUUCAAGUACCCGGACUCCGAAGAACUGCGCUUUUCGCACCUCGAGUACUUCAUCCACAUAGGAGACAAGGCGAAAAUAAAGGAGCAUGCGCUGGAGCUGCCCAAAAAGCACGCGGGAAGCCAGAAGGCAUGGACCACUGCAGCAAAUGCGCUGAGAUCAGUGGGGGACGUGGAGAACUCAAGAAUCCUCAUGCAAAAAGCUCUGAGGGUGGCCCCCUGCAAGAAAGACAUGUUAAAUGCGUACAUCAAAAUGGAGGAGAGCCACGCACAGAAAGACUCCGAAAAAAUCCUGGAAAUAUUAAGAAAGCACGCCCAAAUAGAAGCAUAG
Messenger RNA from Nematocida major, 606 nucleotides. RefSeq names its product U3 small nucleolar RNA-associated protein 6. Gene Ontology annotation, cellular component: small-subunit processome; Pwp2p-containing subcomplex of 90S preribosome. NCBI's taxonomy places the organism in Eukaryota, Fungi, Microsporidia. The record is from RefSeq and is a predicted model, not a curated record. Gene Ontology annotation, biological process: maturation of SSU-rRNA from tricistronic rRNA transcript (SSU-rRNA, 5.8S rRNA, LSU-rRNA). The transcript has a single exon. Bases 1 to 606 code for a protein of 201 amino acids. Gene Ontology annotation, molecular function: snoRNA binding; protein binding.